AUGGCUAUGAAGCUGUUUUGCUCGUUUGUGAUUGUGAGCAUGAUGCUUAAUGUCAGCCCCAGCUUGGCAACGCCUUACGGCAAAUAUAGAGUUGGUAACGACCGUGGUUGGAGAACCUUUAAUACUGAUAUAUCUACAUGGACUGAUGGAAAAGAGUUUCACGUCGGUGACUCCCUUUUGUUCGUCUACAACGGAGCACUCACCAAUGUUGUUCAAACGAGCUUGGGGGGUUAUGGAUCUUGUGAUCUCUCGGCUGAUAAUAUAUUGUUCCAAGAUGCUAGUGGGGAGACUACAUUUACUUUUACCCAGCCUGGAGAAUACUAUUUUACCUCUUCAAUGUUCAAUGACUGCUCCUCAAAUCUUAGGCUGAUUGCCAAUGUGAAAUGA
Lycium barbarum (goji berry) is the source of this 387-nucleotide messenger RNA. RefSeq names its product basic blue protein-like. Gene Ontology annotation, cellular component: plasma membrane. NCBI's taxonomy places the organism in Eukaryota, Viridiplantae, Streptophyta, Magnoliopsida, Solanales, Solanaceae. Bases 1 to 387 code for a protein of 128 amino acids. Gene Ontology annotation, molecular function: electron transfer activity. The record is from RefSeq and is a predicted model, not a curated record. The transcript is spliced from 2 exons.